Messenger RNA from Cyprinus carpio (common carp), 3090 nucleotides. RefSeq names its product polynucleotide 5'-hydroxyl-kinase NOL9. Gene Ontology annotation, molecular function: polynucleotide 5'-hydroxyl-kinase activity. The record is from RefSeq and is a predicted model, not a curated record. Gene Ontology annotation, biological process: cleavage in ITS2 between 5.8S rRNA and LSU-rRNA of tricistronic rRNA transcript (SSU-rRNA, 5.8S rRNA, LSU-rRNA). Gene Ontology annotation, cellular component: nucleus. Lineage: Eukaryota; Metazoa; Chordata; Actinopteri; Cypriniformes; Cyprinidae.
CAAAUAUGUACUGAUUGAAUAGUUUAGUUCGUACAACAAAACUGCACACCAAUUCUUCAAAUUUAUAACAUUUUGUAAAGCUGCGGUAAAUUAUUUUAUAGCGAAGUAUUUAUUCAGGAUGGUAGUAUAGAGUCAAAACUCUUUCGAACUCUGUGACAUUUGUUAUUGUCCAUCACACGGCACAGACGCUAACUGUGAGCGCUGCACAAAAUUGCUUCUGUUAACCAGAGAGUGCUAAAUUUAAUAUGUUUCACGCCUCAUAUUUGUCUCUGCUAUAUUUAUCCUUUCAAACGAAUUCAUCAAACAGUGACAGCGCGGUCUUAAAGCAGAUCAAAAGGGGGAAAUGAGCAGCUUCGUCUCGAUUAGUGGAGCGGAACCACAGCAGCAGCGUGCAGCGUGAUCUGAUGCGCACGUGAAAACACUGCCAGUUACAUACAAACAACGGCAUAUUCACAGAAACUCUAUUUAUACGUGUUCUGCGUUUCUGAUUUGAUUCAAAUCUGUUCUGUUACCGGUUACAGCGGCUUCUCACUUUAAACAGGUGUCUCUUGCCCUGGAUUUAUGUCGUUUUUGGUCUUGUUGGAGUUCAUUGGAUGACAAUGAAAGUCCACAAGGUUCCUUCUCGGUCGCAGAACUCCACGAAACGCCAUGGCAAGAAUAAAUGGCGCAAAAAGAUACACAGACUGGACUCAUCGCUCCUUAAUACAGGUCCUGGGACUGCAAAGUUGGAGCAACAGAUAACCAAAAAGGAGAAACCUGAAUUAAAACGGUUGAAGAAGUCGUAUACGAAGCCUAUCCCUGAAAACAGUUGUGCUGAGGAGAAGAGAAAGGAAAAGGCCACGUCUGGGACUUUUGCUCAUGUCCAUACCAAUGGUGGCACAGAACUGGACGACAGCAGCAGUUCAGUGGACUCUCAAGAAUGGAGUGAAUAUGCCAAUAGUGUUCUUAAGAAUGGCAUGGAGAGUUCAACCUCACCUAAAACAGACCAGAUGGAAGAGGAUGGUCUUCAGUUCCAUGCCCACUUUGAUCGUAUCCACAACCGUGCUGUUUUAGUUAUGAAACAAGGCCAGGUCUUGUGUUUCCGCGGGAAGUGCCUGCUCACUUGCCUCUAUGGUCACGUAGAGGUGCUGGGCUUCACCAUCGAGGAGGGCCAACAGCCUUACCCCCUGUUCUCACCACCGUCCCACUGCCCUCUCACCAUCACGGCCUUAGGAAACAACCCCCCCUCCAGCAAGAACAAGAAAGAGGGUCUGCUGGAAGCAAAAGCCAUUGUUCGCAAAUAUUUCUCUUCAGAGCCAAGUAAAAAGCUCAUGAGUGAGGUGGACUCUGACUCCUGCGUGGUGCUUCUGGAGCCUCUGGACACGCCGCUCACCCGCUUCCUCACCAGCUUCUCAGAGCUCUCAGAGAUCUUUGGCCUCAACUCCAAGGAGCUGAAGUCUCAGGCUGCCGUCUAUAACCCUGUUCUGUCAGCUGUGGGUGUUACAGCUCUGCGUGGACCUUGUGCACAGGGUCUUGUGGUGUCACGUAGCUACAGAGAAGCUAUAAGCAGUUUGCUCAGUGCCUGGGCAGGGGAAUUUGUCCGCUGUCCCAUAAUUCUUGUGUGUGGGGGGAAGUCCUCUGGCAAAUCCACCUUCAAUCGACACCUUAUGAACAGCCUGCUCAAUCACACUGCAAGCGUAGAGUAUUUGGAGUGCGAUCUAGGCCAGACUGAGUUCACCCCUCCCGGAUGUCUAUCCUUGAACACAGUUACAGAACCACUGCUGGGGCCUCCUUUCACACACCUGCGUGACCCAGAGCACAUGGUGUAUUAUGGUCAGGCAGAUUGUCAGGCUGACAUCGAUCGGUAUCUGGAGUCUCUCAAAUCCCUCUGGCGCCAUGUCAGUGGAGAAAGUCCUGUCAUCAUCAAUACUAUGGGCUGGAUCAGAGGCCAUGGCUUUCAGAUACUGAUCGACCUCAUUCGCCUGUUUUCUGUUACGCAUGUGGUACAGCUGAGUUUUGGAAAUGCACCGCAGUGUCAACUUCUUACCCCAGACUUACUCAGAACUGCCCGUGGCUGGCAGACACACCCUCCGACGCCACCCACCUUGACAGAGGAGCCAGCCAGCCACCCCUCCAUUCGAUCUCAUGUAUUUUUUAGUGUCCAAUCAGAAUUUGAAGGUGCUGGGACAUCUGGAGUAAUGCAACAUCAGCGCAGUAAUGAGCUGCGAGACCUGGCUCUGCUCAGCUACUUCAGUCAGCUGCAGUCCCCAGAACCUGGCCCCAUCCGUCCGCUCCACUGCCUCAUACCCUACCAGGUCCCACACUCAGCAGUGGCUGUAGGUGUAACACACUGUGAGGUUGCACCCAACAACAUCCUCUAUGCGGCCAAUGCCAGUAUAGUGGGUUUAUGCUGUCUCAGUGAAAAGGUUAUGGGUAGAGGAGGUCCUGUUGUACUCUCCCAAACUCCAAUUUGUCAAUGUGUGGGCCUAGGUGUUCUGAGAGGGGUAGACAUGGCACGUGGUUUGUACUUUCUGGUUACACCAGUGUCCCCCUCUGUGCUGAGGCAUGUGAACUGUCUCCUGCUGGGAGAGAUCACUCUGCCUAAAAUAUUGCUUACCAAGCAGCAUGGAGUUGAAGGAGAUUUACCUUACAUUACCACAGACUACAGUUUUGAAGUCCAAGGGGCAGGAAAGCUUCACAUCUACAAGGGAUUGACAAGGCCUGGUUUUAUAAAGUCAAAUAACUAAGCUCUUCUGUAUGGACUCUGCUUUCUGUGAACAACAUUUGUAUCCUUGUAUUUGUUAUAAACCCUAAAUAUUCGGGUAAAUUUGCCAUUGAAUGUACAAAUCCACUCAAGUAUUUUGGCUUUUGAUCUGUAUACUGUGGGGAGAUGGAGUGUAUGGGUGCAUAUGCUGUUUCUUUAUCUCUUGUUGAAUGGCUCCAUGUUUAAGAUCCAUAUGGGAAACUUGUCCUCAUGUUUUGAUUCGCUGUACUGUUACAGUUUGUCAACAUGUCAUUAAGAGACUUUGUUUUCUUUUACCAAGUCACAUUCCCAAACCAAGAUAAUGCAGACCUUAAAAUAUUAAAGUGGGUUUCAUUUUUGUCAAGAAA